Knipowitschia caucasica is the source of this 1170-nucleotide messenger RNA. Lineage: Eukaryota; Metazoa; Chordata; Actinopteri; Gobiiformes; Gobiidae. The record is from the annotation of a GenBank genome assembly.
AUGCUCCUGCCACAGCUGCCAGAGGACGUACUCUACCACAUCCUGGCUUAUUUAGACCACAUAACCCUCAGCCGCUUCUCGCAAGUUUGUAAAGCUGUCUACACUUUUGUUAACCGUGACAAUGUGUGGAAAAGUGUUGCCAAAGAUUUCCUUAACACUGGGAUUCGCCGUGAUGGAUCAGAUCUAUACCCCAAUAUUCCACUCAAGGAUAGAGUUAGGACUGCUCAGAACUGGUCCAAUGGGUUCUGCAACAGGGGCGUCCUUAUCAGAUGGAGAAAGAAUUUGUUGCCUUGGCUGCAGAUGGAUGGAGAUGUCCUGUUCUUGUCCCAGGCUGCAGAGAUCAGAGCUCACAGUGUGCGGCAAAACGGCAAGAGGAUUCUGAGCCAGCCGUUUCAGAGCUACUCUGGUCACCAUGGCGACGUGUGCCGCUUUGUCCUCAACAACUCGUAUUUGAUCAGCAGCGGAAGUGAUGGGACAAUUGUAGUCCACAGCAGGAGAAGUGGCUCUCAGACCAAGCUGCCAGGGCAUAGCCAGGAAAUCAACUGUCUGGAUUCCAGAGGUGAACUCAUUAUCAGUGGAUCCAGAGAUACAACAGUCAAGAUUUGGACAUUGACGUCUGGGUCUUCUAUAGAUACCAUUUCCAUGUUUGACAGAGUCUGGUCUAUUGCCAUUGAUCCCUCUCUCAGCUCCUUUGCCGUGGGUACUGCAUGUUGUCGAACGACUUCCCCUCUUCACAUCUGGACCAUAGAAAGGUUGGAGUGUGUGUGUACCCUGGGCUCAGAUUUUCGACAUGGGGCGGGAGUUCUAGAUAUCGUUUUUGAGUCUCCCUUCCAACUCCUCACGUGUGGCUAUGAUACCUUUAUCCGCCUGUGGGACCUCCGUCUCAGCACACAGAAGUGUGUGAUGGAGUGGGAGGACCCCCACGACAGCGCACUGUACUGCCUGCAAACUGAUGGCAACCACAUGAUGGCGAGCGGCUCCUCGUACUACGGUGUGGUGCGUUUGUGGGAUAAACGGCAAAGCCAGUGUUUACAGGUGUACGAGCUGAGCUCCCAGCGGCCCAGCAGCCCAGUCUACUGCCUACGCUUCAACAGCUCUCAUCUGUUCGCUGCCCUGGCCACCAGCCUGCACUCCCUCGACUUCAGGCAGAGUCCUGGCUCCAGCUCAUAA